CUUAAUUAAAAAACACAAUAUUAUAGUAAUAUAUUACUUCUUCGUGACCCCAUUAUAAUUAAUUCGCUGCAAUCUGUGCAGCUAACCCAUUAAAACCUAAAACUUAAAGAGAUCCAGAUCAGAUCAUUAAUGGCGGAAGACGAUGAGCUGAUUGUUCUGGACUUUUGGAGCAGCCCCUUUGGUGCGAGAGUGCGAAUAGCUCUGAGAGAAAAGGGAUUGGAAUUUGAGUCGAUAGAGCAGGAUUUGGUCAACAAAUCUUCACUGCUGCUGGAGAUGAACCCUGUCAAUAAGCAAUUGCCUGUCCUCAUCCGCAACGGGAAACCCAUCUGCGAAUCCACCAUCAUCGUCCAGUACGUCGACGAGACCUGGACAACGUCAACGCCUCUGCUCCCCGACGAUCCCUACCAGCGAUCUCGAGCCAGGUUUUGGGCCGACUACAUAGACAAGAAGAUAUACAAUGUCGCAAAGGCAUUGUGGGUAGACCAAGAGGGAGCAACCGAACAACUGAUCGAGUGCUUCAAGACGAUCGAACUAGAGCUUGGCGAGAAGCCAUACUUGGGAGGCGACACAUUUGGCCUUGCGGACAUCAACCUAGUAUCAUUCUCGAGCAUGUUCUACACUUGGGAGAAGUGUGGCAAUUUUAGCCUAAGUGUCGAAUGUCCUAAAUUGGCGACGUGGAUCACCCGGUGCCGGGAGAGGGAUAGCGUCGCAAAGUCUCUGCCCGAUCCACAUAAGAUAUAUGAAUUCUUCAUGAAUUUUAAGAACAAUGCUUCAAAUUGAGAAAAAAUCUUAAGAAGAAGCCUCCGAAUACUUGCAAUAUGUUUUAAACGAAAUAAUUUCGUCCAAUCGAAUGUAAUAAAUACAUUUCUUCCUAACUUUAGUUGGGACUAAAAUAUUACAUCAUAUUGGAAUCUA
This is a messenger RNA of Andrographis paniculata, 915 nucleotides long. Its product is annotated as probable glutathione S-transferase parA. Lineage: Eukaryota; Viridiplantae; Streptophyta; Magnoliopsida; Lamiales; Acanthaceae. Gene Ontology annotation, molecular function: glutathione transferase activity. The transcript has 2 exons. The coding region runs from base 130 to 780 and encodes 216 amino acids. Gene Ontology annotation, cellular component: cytoplasm. The record is from RefSeq and is a predicted model, not a curated record. Gene Ontology annotation, biological process: glutathione metabolic process.